AUGGCUUCUAAUCAAUAUGGCGAGAAUGAGAUGGAAACAGAGUAUCAGAAUAUGAAUAUGGGUGAAGAUGAGGAUGGUUUUCUCAUGUAUGAAGGUGAGACGGAGGACUUGGAGGAAUUUGAUGAUCGCUGGUGUUUAGUGGGCAGAUUUCUCACAGAGAGAACAAUAGAUUUUCAAGCAAUGCAACAUAAAAUGGCCUCUUUAUGGAGACCGGUGAGGGGUUUAUUUGUGAAAGAGCUUGAUCCAAAUCGUUUUUUGUUCCAAUUUUAUCAUGAAAUGGACAUUGAGAGGGUAAUUGAAGGCAGCCCCUGGACGUUUGAUAGAGUUCCAUUAGUGUUUGAGAGGUUAAAAAGUGGAGAUAACCCAAGGAUGGUGGUGCUUAAUCACCUGGAUUUCUGGGUUCAGUUGCACGAAAUGACUUCGGGAUUUAAAUCAGUUACGGUGGUGAAAGACAUUGGCAAUUACAUAGGAAAGUUUCAAAAAACUGAUCCUAAUGAUUUCAAAGGUGUGUGGAGGGAUUAUCUUAGAGUCAGAGUGUCUGUUUGUGUGGAUGCCCCGUUGAAGAAACGUAUGAGGUUACAGAUGAAGAAUGGACCGAUUUGCAAUGUUAAGUUUAAGUAUGAAGACUUAACCACGUUCUGUUUCGUCUGUGGCGUUCUUGGCCAUUCGGAACGGUUUUGUGAAAAAGCUUUUGACACGCCACCACAUCUCCUAACCAAGCCAUAUAACAUAGAGUUGAAAGCGGCGCCUUGUAGACGGAAUCAUACUAUUGGAUCAAAAUGGUUGAAACCAACAAUGGCGAAGAGAGAGGAGAAUCCAGCACCGUACGUUGGAAUUCCGACCAGUGUGCUCCGACCAUCUAUGGCUGGCAAUCAAGGAUCUGUAAUUGGAGGAAAUCAUGGGGAAAAUUCUAUAAUAUCUGAUGGUGAUAGAGAGAUUGUUGCGGAGGAAAUCAGGAGGGAGAUUGAUGGUAGUAAGGAGAGUCAAUUGGGGGUAUCUAAAAAAGGAAAAACUAUUAAUGAGAGUUUUAUGGGGGGCGAUAUGGAAGAGGAUGCUGUAGUAAAUAUUAUUGAUUUAAAAAGGAGGAGAUUUGAGUGUGAAGGAUUAAUUGGGCCGAAUACUGAGAAUGUCAAUGUGGGCCAAAGUAGUACUGUUGCUGAGGUGGAGGAUAGAAAUAUGCUAGAGCAAGAAGAUGGCAUUUUCCAAAAAAACUUAAAUGGGGCGGGUACUGUUUUACAGGCCCGCCAAGAAUUAUGA
Cannabis sativa is the source of this 1257-nucleotide messenger RNA. RefSeq lists its product as uncharacterized. The transcript has a single exon. Bases 1 to 1257 code for a protein of 418 amino acids. Lineage: Eukaryota; Viridiplantae; Streptophyta; Magnoliopsida; Rosales; Cannabaceae. The record is from RefSeq and is a predicted model, not a curated record.